AAAAUCCCUUUACUUUGUUUUUAAAUUCUUAAUAAUGCAACUUUCAACAUUAUUAUUAUUAUUUAGAGUCAUCUCUUCUCUAUCACUGUCCCGUUAAAAAUCAUCUUCUAUUAUAAUUCAAUUAUUUCGCUAUCAUUUACUUCUUCAUUCAUCGAUCCUUCAAACAUUCAACCCAUUAAUCUAAUCCAAAUCCAAAAUGCAAAACUCAUCUCAGAAAUCCACACAGCUUCCCAUGAUCACACAAUAGCAUUAUUAUAAUUAAUUACUGUUAAAUGGAAAUCUCUUCCCUUACCGCCGAUAAGAUCCACGGCUACAAUGGUUCCGAUGAACAAGUUGCAGAGAUACGGCUAUCUUUAGAUUCCGACAACCGCUGGAAUCUUCUGAACUCAUUCCCUGCUUUCUUGCUAAAUCUUGAGAGAGAAGAUUCGAAGCUGAUUCCUGACGGAGAGUUUGAUUUCGUUUGGUUUCAGUCUAAUUUUCCGAGUCCGUCAUUCCGUAGCAGUUUCAAUUUCGAAGUGAAAUUAGCAGCAAUAGAAGACGCUGAUGUCGAGAGUCGCGACGGACCGUUGUUCUGGCCGCUCGAACAUGAAAUAGAAUGGAAGUCGAUGGAGGAUUGGAACUGGUUCGCGAUUUCACCGCGGAAGAAAGAUCUGAAAUCUUCUGCUGUGCCUCUAAACUCCAAUAAUGGAUUGCGAUUACACGGACGGAAAAUUACUCUGAAUCAAGUGCCGAAGAGGAGGUUCGUGUUUAACUCAAGAUCGGUGGCGUCGGAGAUGAUGGAGUUGAAGGAGAGGCGAGAUUCGAAAGCUUGUGUUCCGAGGAUCGGUGCUGUUCCUUCGAGAUUCAACAGGCCGGGAAACAGAAAUUCCGCGGGGAAAGGUUGGGUGGAUGAGAAAUUAAUCGCCAUGGAUAGAGAUUUUGAGGAGAAGGAUAUGGCGGCGCGUGAAGAAAUUCCGAUAGAAACGUUGUUAGGGCUUCGUGAAUUCGAUGGACGGGAGGGAUUGGGCUCAGAGUUGGAUGAGGUUGUGUUAUCUCUGGAUGAAGAUGAAGUCCGUAAUUAGUGAAGCUUCUUGAUAUUAUACUACGAACUCUCAUUGCAACUUUAGAAGGAAAGAGUGUGUUGACGUUCGUGUCUUGUUUGUGAUGGCCUUCACUUUUGACUCGUUUCUCUUUAGUUUGAUAUGACUCCAUUGUUCUUCGAGUUGGUGGUAAGUAAGAGAUUGUGAUGUCAAACCUAGCACAUAAGUAGGAUUGAUCUCUCUUUUUAAGAUUAUUUACUUUUUCGUUCAAGGUAGUUAUUUAUAAAUUUGUGUUCACUUACACUAAUCUACAGUUAAGUGGUGGCAUUAUAGAUGUUUUUGA
Messenger RNA from Cucumis melo (muskmelon), 1362 nucleotides. RefSeq lists its product as uncharacterized. The transcript has a single exon. Lineage: Eukaryota; Viridiplantae; Streptophyta; Magnoliopsida; Cucurbitales; Cucurbitaceae. The record is from RefSeq and is a predicted model, not a curated record. Bases 273 to 1061 code for a protein of 262 amino acids.